AUGGAUUCGAUGAUGCAACAGCAAAAAGAGCUUCGGGCUCAGAUGAUUGAACUCUCGGAUCUAGUGAAAAACAUUGACAGCCGAUACGCUAGCCUUGAACAUGAAAUACUUGCGCAGAAGUUUCGUGUACUCAAUGGUCACCACAAAAAGCUUCAAGAAAAGAUGGUAGUCACUGAGCAAGAGCUUAGUAUGAUGAGGCAAGCUAAAAUCAAGGCGGAAGAAUCCCUCCGCAACGUCCAGGAGAUGGCAUUCCAAUUCCAGGAUGACCAAAAGUGGGCUCCAGAGUCACACGGGGAAAUCUCCCGGGAACUUGACCGAAUCUAUUCAGGUGCUCGUAUGUGGUGUAAGAACCACGCUGAUGAGGAGCUUUUCCAUGAGCGCCUUCAAGUGGACAACUGGCCUGCGGAAUGGAAAACAUGGACACGCUACGAUGAGACGGCCUUUUCGACUAACGCAAAAGUCCUGCCACAGCUUCUUCUGGAAGCUAUGCUUAUGCACAUCAUUUGCGAAAAAAAUCCUCACCAAUCCACUUUUUUUCCUGCCAUGGAGGAUGAACCCAUUGGGUGGCGGAGAGGACCAGGACGUGAACGAAGCUUCUACAGCUUUGAGAAAGGAGCUAUCUACAUCUAUGGUGAAUGUUUUGGAAGAGUUGAUUGCAGGUGA
This is a messenger RNA of Penicillium chermesinum, 663 nucleotides long. RefSeq lists its product as uncharacterized. The transcript has a single exon. NCBI's taxonomy places the organism in Eukaryota, Fungi, Ascomycota, Eurotiomycetes, Eurotiales, Aspergillaceae. The record is from RefSeq and is a predicted model, not a curated record. Bases 1 to 663 code for a protein of 220 amino acids.